AUGCUGGUCGAAGAUGACGUCCCACCGGUCCGCGCGGUCCAUGGCGCACACGACACCGUCUCGGAGACGACGUCGGAGGACUUGGACUUCUGCGAGUAUAUGGAUGUCACGGAGGCUGAACUGGAGAUGCGAUGCCCCAUUUGUUUGGAGGUGCGGACUGGCACCGCCGGGGACUUCGAUUUCAAGCAGCGAUGGAUCGUCCUGCAGUGCUGCGAGGACGCCGUGUGCCGGCAAUGUCUUCGACAACAUCUGCAAAGCAAUGGGAACAGUUGUCCCUUGAAUGCCUCACAUCGAUUGCAGGAUAUGGACGUCAUCGCCGGCUGCCAGAGUCCGGAGGAAUGGCUGAAGCUGGAGCAACGGAGGAGGUUCCUGGAGGCCGGCGCCCGAGGCUUUUGCUGUAGUUCCCCGAGUUGUGCAGGGCUUUUGCCCCCCACGCCGGCCGCUGCGCCGUGGGAGCGACAGCCCUUCCCGACGCCGUGCCCAGGCUGCUACAAGGCGCAUUGUGGCAGGUGUGGCACUCCCUGGCCGUCGCACGACCUGAUGGAACGGCAUCUUUGCGAGGAUUUGAGGCAUGUGCCCUCGCGAGAACGGGGCCGUGUUGCAGGCGAGAGAGUGGCACAGCCCUUGGUCGACGCGGUGAGCGCCACCGUGACCAACAACGGACACUUCAACUGGGUGUCCACCACUGUACAGACCUUGGUGGCAGAUGCGGCACGGGAACGUUUAGACGGUGUGGGUUUGAAUGCCUUGGAGACGGAAGUGUUGAUGCACGGCUUACCGACUCCAUGGCCCAAUCCCACGACGUCCCCGGAGCUGCGGCUUUUCCAUUGGCUUCAAGAGCAUCGUCAAGGCCUCGGCGACGGCCUCGGAGCCCGUCCCGCAGGCGGUGCCGCCGAGGAAGAUGAUGAGUUGCAGCGUUUCUGGAACUUUCAUCAGGAACGGAUGCUGCGAAGGAGGCGGCACACCCCCACCAUGCAAGCGUUAGAGUCUCAGAAUGCUCAGCGUUUCCAGACUGGGAGGGGACCUGUGAAGAACUGCCCGCGAUGUCAGCAUCCCACUGAACGGGUGGAUGGAUGCAACAUCAUGAAGUGCACGCUGUGCCACGUCGAUUGGUGCUUCGUCUGCGGAGCGGCCCAAGCGGAGUCCGUGGGCCCCGGUGGUGGGGACGGCGGCGGCGGCGGAUGGCGGGAUGCAGAUAGGUUGGUACAGCUGUAA
Durusdinium trenchii is the source of this 1215-nucleotide messenger RNA. The record is from the annotation of a GenBank genome assembly. Lineage: Eukaryota; Dinophyceae; Suessiales; Symbiodiniaceae.